This is a messenger RNA of Sodiomyces alkalinus F11, 1251 nucleotides long. RefSeq names its product N2227-domain-containing protein. Gene Ontology annotation, molecular function: S-adenosylmethionine-dependent methyltransferase activity. The coding region runs from base 1 to 1251 and encodes 416 amino acids. NCBI's taxonomy places the organism in Eukaryota, Fungi, Ascomycota, Sordariomycetes, Glomerellales, Plectosphaerellaceae. The record is from RefSeq and is a predicted model, not a curated record. The transcript has 2 exons.
AUGCACCAAGUCGUUGUAACAGUUCAACAACCAGAAGAUAUUGUCAACGAUGAAGCACCGAUUAACCUAGCCUCCCCACGCCACGAGGAAGAGAAAACCCGCCUUCUCUCAUCCCUCUCCCGUUCUAACGGCAAAUGGGACGCCCACCACCCGCGCCACCGCCUCUUGGACGCGCUGUACGCCUACGUCCGCUAUGAGGAGCGCCAGACGGCCGAACUGGACAAGUGGCGCCGCUUCUACAAGAGCGCCUCGGCAACCCAGAGGAAGCUCCUGGAGCGUGAGGUCGGUUACACCGCCAAGCUCGACGCCGUCGCCGCCCUCAUCGCCCACAACCAGCGCCUCUGUAACGCCAUUGUCGAGAACGGCUUGCGCUUCUACGAGAUUGACCGCCCCGAGCUCGACGACCAUAUCCGCCUCCGCGAGUCCGACGGCAAGGUCGCCGACCGCGUGAGCGUCUCCCAGGCCCUGAAGCAUUACGUUCGCGACUGGGCUGCCGGCGGUCGCGGGGAGCGUGAUGCCGCCUUCCCCUGCAUUCUUCAAGCCCUGCAAUCUCUCUUCCCCGACCGCCGCCUUUCCGGUGGAGAACAGCCACGACCUGCCGUCAAGGUUCUCCUCCCUGGAUCUGGAGUCGGGAGACUGAGUCACGAAAUAUCUGCGCUUGGCGGCUUCGAAGUCACAAGCAACGAAUGGUCCGUGUACAUGAACCUCGCCUACCGCUACCUGGAAGCAAACCCAGGCGUGGCGUCCAGCAACGUUCACCCUUUCAUCGACAACUGGUCCCACCAUGCCACCACGGCCGACAUGUUCCGCGGCGUGACCUUCCCUGACAGUACCAUCGACCCGUCCACCGUCCUGCUCGUCGAAGGCGACUUCACCAAGGUCUUCGCCAGCACUAAGCACCGCCGUCAACAGUUCGAUGCCAUCGUCACUCACUUCUUCAUCGACACCGCGCGCAACCUCAUGGCCUACUUCGACACCAUCCACGCCCUGCUCCCCGUCGACGGCUACUGGAUCAACUUCGGGCCCCUGUUGUACGGCACCGGGCCAUACGUCCAGCUCAGCCUCGAGGAGAUCGUCUCCGUCGUCACUGCCAUGGGCUUCGAGUUUGUCGAUGCCCCCGAGGUGUGCGGCCACCUGACGUUCGAGGGUCAGAAGAUCAGGGGACGCGAGGCCUCGUACGGCUUCAACGAGAAGGCUUUGGUGAAGAACGCCUAUCAGGCCCAGGCCUGGGUGGUGAGAAAGAUCAAAUGA